AUGGAGGCUGGUUCUGUGGUACGAGCAGUCUUUGAUUUCUGUCCCAGCGUCUCUGAAGAGCUGCCCCUCUUCGUGGGAGAUGUCAUCGAGGUGCUGGCUGUGGUGGAUGAGUUCUGGCUCCUCGGCAAGAAGGAAGGUGUGACAGGGCAGUUUCCUAGCAGCUUUGUGGAACCUGUGGAUAUUCCCCCUUUGAAGCAGGGAGAAAAGCUGUUUGUUUGUACCAGUGACUUCACAUCUCAAGAGCCAGGGAGCUUGUCAUUGCAGAGAGGAGACCUGGUGAUCCUGGGGGGGUCGCUGGCCUCCAGCUGGCUCCAGGGCCGAAGCAGCUGGGGUUCCAAGGGCUUUUUCCCCUCAUCAUGUGUGCGGGAGUUGUGCCUUUCAGUUCGGAGCCAUCAGCUGUCCCAGAGCGCUCUCCUGGAGGUGCCUGCCUACUCACUGGGCCAAGCCCGGGCCUUGAUGGACUUGUCUGCUCAGCUGGAGGAGGAACUGGACUUCAGGGAAGGGGAUGUGAUCAACAUUGUUGGUGUCCCAGAGCCUGGCUGGUUUGAAGGCGAGCUCAGAGGCCACAGGGGCAUCUUCCCAGAGGGUUUUGUGGAACUGCUUACUCCUCUGCGAGCAUCAGAAAGCUCAGUGGAUCCAGAGCCCACAGGGACUCAUGACACCAAUGGGACAGUGGAGAUGCCCCCCAAGGAGGAGGAGGAGGAGGAGGAGCCAGGAAGCACUUACGGUGUUGCCCUCUAUCAGUUCCAAGCCCUGGAGUCCAAGGAACUGGAUUUUGAUGUGGGUGACAGGAUUCGGAUCAUAGGCAUUCUGGAGGAUGGCUGGCUGGAGGGUGAGCUGAGGGGGAAAUGCGGCAUCUUUCCACACAGAUUUGUGAGGCUGGAAGCCUCUGAGGCUUGCAGGGAAAAGGUAGGUGCUGGGGAUCCUCAAGGUAGAGGCAGCUGUGUAGUGACCAUCAAUCAAGACCCAGAAAGCACCUGCUCCGAAGCUCUUCCUUUGCCAGGGAAAGAUGGCAGGGAGAAGGAGGAUGGCUUAGCUGCACACCCUGGGCCUGACACCAUUUUGUCUCAUACGGUGGGGAGAACAGAGGGUCAUCUUGGCACAGAUUUGAAGUGGCAGGCCUUUCCUGGCACAGGACACCAAGGGCCACAUCCCAAAGGCACAGUGGACUCCCUCCCCUUUGACCGCACAAAGACAGUCAACGGCCUUCUCCCUUCUGCUCAGCUGCCUCCCCAACAGGGCAACAGACCUGGUCAAGCAGGUGAUUUGGAGCCUGGGGGGGCCAUUUCAGCCUCCCCAGGCAACUCAGAAACUCACACCUUGCCCGAGCAUGAUGGAGACAGUCCCACUGUGCCCCUGCAGGCUCCACACUCCCCCCAAGAUCCUUGCAGAAGCCAGACAAUUUCUUCUCCUAACAGCUGGGCAGCAUCCGAGCCUCAGGAGAGCCAGAGCAGCACCCAGGACCUGGAUAGUUGUGUGGACAGUCAACAGGAGAAGUCCAAACCUUGUUCCUCUGGCCUGGGAGGUGCCCAGGUGGGCCUGGACACAUGGGUUGGAAGCUGGGGGGAAUGCUGCCCACUUGCAGCACAAGGGGACGGCUGCACGGACCUUGACUCCAAACUGACAGAGCAGCUGGUGCAGUUUGAGAAAAGUCUGUCAAGUACCGGCGCUGAGCAGGACAAGGUCUCCCGCCACUUCUCUAUCUUGGACUACAGCUCUGAGAAGGACAUUGUCCGUGGCUCUCCUGAGUGUGCCCCGCAUGCCAGGCAGCCAGAGAGGAGAAAGGCCCUGAGGCCACCCCCUCCUCGGCCCAGCAGCCUUGCGACAACCCCUGUGCACGCGCUGGGUGGCCAGGUGCCCAAAGGCAGGUCUCUGUCCUUCUCGGUUAAGCCCUCCCGGCCUGCACCCCGGCCUCCAUCAAGCAACCAGCGGAAAAAUGUGGCCUCUGUGCAGCUUCAGCCCAGCAGCCAGGAGCAGCGAGUGGAGGAAGGACGUGAGAACUUGACACGGGCAGGAUCAGCUUCCCCCCACUCCAUUCUGCUGACAAGGAUUGGAGAGGUGGAGCGAGACCUGGAGGCUUACGGCAAGACCCGCACUGAGCUAAGCCUGAUGCUGGAGGAGCAGCAGGAUGAGCUGGUGAGAGCAGAGACGCUGGAAAACCUUGAUUUCUGUGACUCCAACAUCGAGAGCCUCAGUGUGGAGCUGCAGGAGCUGAGAGGACCUGUGGGUGAGGGCUGGGAAAAGGAUGAGCUCGGCAGCAGGUUUGAGCCAGGGGCAGCCUGA
This is a messenger RNA of Leptosomus discolor (cuckoo roller), 2283 nucleotides long. The record is from RefSeq and is a predicted model, not a curated record. Lineage: Eukaryota; Metazoa; Chordata; Aves; Leptosomiformes; Leptosomidae.